AUGACUUACGGCACUGUUGAUUGCCCGCCUUGGAUUGAAAACUGCUCUGCAUCUGAGAAGACCACCCGGGUAACCACUGAGACUAUUCCUAUCCACACGACAGUCUACCCGAUCGUCCCAGUCACAGACGUCAUCACGGUGACGGUGACUGAACAGGUCUAUCCUGCCCUCUCCACGGUCUAUAUCACCUCACUCUCUACAGUACUGGAUUGUCCCUCUUCGAGCUAG
This is a messenger RNA of Penicillium malachiteum, 228 nucleotides long. RefSeq lists its product as uncharacterized. Bases 1 to 228 code for a protein of 75 amino acids. Lineage: Eukaryota; Fungi; Ascomycota; Eurotiomycetes; Eurotiales; Aspergillaceae. The transcript has a single exon. The record is from RefSeq and is a predicted model, not a curated record.